GGAGGACAGGAACAAUGAGCACUGAAGCUGACUGGCCUGAGAGAAAUUCAGUCUAUGUUUAGUGAGGGGCCAUGUGACUGGUGUCAUCGGCAUGCCUGACAUGGCUGGGCUGUGUCCGCGUUUGCUCACUGCCUCCUCCCUCGUCUUUUCACUCUCCCUCUCUUCCUCCCUUAACUACUCAUUCUGUCGACGCCGUGUCUGAUCCUGAAGAAGUGGAAAAUGUAAGUUCGGGCGAGUGAACAGAGAGCCCAUGCCUGCAGCACCAUGAAUGUGUGUAACAGCACUGAUCUUCCUGAGGUGGAAAUCAUCAGUUUGCUCGAGGAGCAGUUGCCUCAUUAUAAGUUGAGAGCUGACACAAUAUACGGCUAUGACCACGACGACUGGCUCCACACCCCUCUCAUCUCACCCGACAUUAACCUCGACCUGACCACUGAACAGAUCGAGGAGACCCUCAAAUACUUCCUUCUAUGUGCUGAUCGAGUGGGCCAGAUGACUAAGACAUAUAAUGACAUAGAUGCUGUGACACGUCUCCUGGAGGAGAAAGAGCGGGAUUUGGAGUUGGCGGCUCGUAUUGGCCAGUCGCUACUGAAAAAGAACAAAACCCUUAGCGAGAGGAACACCUUCCUGGAGGAGCAGGUGGAGCACAUACGAGAAGAGGUGUCUCAGCUGCGUCAUGAUCUCUCGAUGAAGGAUGAACUCCUGCAGUUCUACACAAGUGCAGCUGAGGAGAGUGACGGAGAGUCUGCUUCUACCACACCUAUCCGCAGAAAUGACUCGUCUUUCACGAUCCCGAAUUACCUCCCUCUGGAUUCACUACAGAAAAAACUCAAAGACCUGGAGGAAGAGAACAUCGUCCUGCGUUCAGAGGCAAAUCACCUGGAGACAGAGACCAUCUCGUACGAAGAAAAGGAACAACAGCUUGUAAAUGACUGUGUUAAAGAGCUCAGAGAUGCUAACAUACAGAUCUCUACGAUUGCGGAGGAGCUGGCUAAGAAAACAGAGGACGCCUCUCGCCAGCAAGAGGAAAUCACGCACCUCCUUUCUCAGAUCGUGGACCUGCAGAAAAAAGCCAAAUCUUAUGCACUAGAAAACGAAGAGCUCACCCAGCAUCUGGGAGCUGCUAAAGACGCCCAAAGAGCACUAACAGCAGAGCUGAGGGAGCUGGAGGAUAAGUAUGCUGAAUGUAUGGAGAUGCUUCAUGAAGCUCAGGAGGAGCUGAAGAACUUCAGGAAUAAAACGAUGCCUCUCAGUACACCGCGGCGAUUUCACUCGCUCGGGCUCUUCCCCAUGGACUCUUUAGCUGCUGAAAUUGAAGGCACCAUGAGGAAAGAGAUUCAGAUGUCUGAUCCAGAAGUAGAAGAACAAAGGUUGCACCCUAAACGUGUCUUUGCGACAGUGCGUAACAUCAACCAGACUGUUCGGCAGCGCUCCAUGGGCCCGUCCCCCUUGAACAUCCCAGGGUCCAAUCAGACAUCCUGUGUGAAUUCCAGGCGUUCUAGUUGUCGGAGCACACCCCGAUCGAGCAUGUAUGGAGGGGAUGGUAUUGAAAUGGACAACCGCACUAACAGUAUGCUGAUGGAAAGCCAGUCAAAUCAGGACGGCUCUGAUGACUCUAACAGAAAACCUGGCACGCCUGGCACACCCGGCUCCCAUGACCUGGAGGCGGCACUGCGUCGUCUUUCGCUUCGCCGGGACAACUACCUUAGCGAGCGGCGUUUCUUUGAGGAGGAGCGAGAGCGUAAACUCAACGCCCUGGCAGAAGAAAAGAGCGACUUGUACCAGGAUAGAGAUGGUGGGAGUGGCAGUGAAGACAGCCGCCCCCUCACACCGGCAGACAGCAUCAUGUCUCUGGGCACGCUGCAUUCGGUUUACUCCAUCUACAGCACCCGAUCCUACCUGCCGGAGAAACUCCAGAUCGUCAAGCCUCUGGAAGGUUCGGCCACAUUACACGCAUGGCAGCAGCUCGCUCAGCCCCACCUGGGCGGCAUCCUGGAUACACGACCGGGCGUCGUGACCAAGGGUUUUCGCUCGCUGGAGCUGGACCUGGAGGAGGUGUACCAGUUCACUGACCUGGAGGAAGACGAGCCAGGACAGCAUUCCCAGUCUGCCAUCUCUACCUCUUGCCUGGGCUCUCUGCCUUGUUCACCUGCUUUGCGACGACCUCGUGCCAACAAUCCUGAUAACCAGGAAGAGCAGCUCAGAGAAAAUGGAGGGACCCCUGGAGUGGGGCCAGGCCGAUUGGAGGCUGGAGAGGAGGAGGUCUCAUCUGUGCUUUUCCCUGGUAAAUGUAUGUCUCACACCAGCUCCACGUACACCUUCACCACCUGCAGGAUACUGCACCCUACAGAUGAACUCACCAGAGUCACACCCAGUCUGUUGUCAGGUCCAUCACUGGCUUCCUGUGUGAUGUCCAAUAGCAGUCUGCGCUCAACCCCUGUUUCCACCCCCUGCACGCCUCGUCGCCUCAGCCUGGCGGAGAGUUUCACCAACCUCCGCGAUUCAACCAAGACCACCAGUACCUCUCUGGGACUAGUGCGCCUCCUACAGGAGAGAGGUAUAUCUGCUGCUGUCUAUAACCCUCUCAGUUGGGACCGAGCGGAUCGAGCCCCUCCACCAGACUCCUGUUCAUCACACACUGCCACAUCUACUCACACUGGCCCGGACACGCUCCCCUCCACCCCUCCAAACUCCCCCAGCAAGUCCAAACCCACAAGUCCAGUGCUCCCUGUAGACUACAGCCCUUCGGACCCCCCCUACGAAACCUUCCUGGCUUCACGUCCAGCCAGCUCGAUUCUGAAGGAAGUGCGGGAGGCGGACGAAAGGGCUCGGACAGAUACGCAAUGUCAGACUGAAGUCAGUGUCCAGAACUUGAGACUGGUGGACAAGGUGAAGAAGUUUAGCCUGGCUCCCAGAACUUUGACCCCAGGGAUCGGAAGGCCAGGACCGGCGUUCGGGGCCCACGCUGUUGUGACUUCCCCUAUCGGGGGACUGCCAGUGCUGAACUCAGGGAUGAGAAGAAAUCGCAGUUACCCAGCUAUGGUUGGGGCUAGUAUGGCUAUGAAGGGUCCGGGGCCUCCAAGUGAGGACCUGCUGUUGGCCCCAAGGCCACCUAGACAAACUAGCCUCAGUGAAAAAUGAAUGUUGCCUCUCUAUCGUCCCUUUUUGCCUUUUAUUUCUUUAAAUUUGCAUUGAUACAGUAUCAUCCCUGCGACAACUUGAGUGCCUGUUAUUAAGAUGAUAUUUGUAUAGAUUAUUUUGUUAUAACACUUGCUAUAACAACCUAUUUUUGUCUAUUCUCUGUCCAUCUGACCAACAUAUAUAGAGUACAAUUCAUUCAGCAUUGUCGCAUAUCUUGGUAUAUUCCAAGCUUUUGUCGUUGUGUGUAAAAAAAAAAAAAAAAAAAAAAAAAAAAAGGACAAUUUGCACUUGCUAGCUGCGAGACAAUGUAGCAUACAGAGUGGAAAAUUCAUGCCCCAAAAUGACUAAUUUAAGCACUUUUUGAAUUGAAAAACUACUCAAGGAUAAGCAAGAAAAUGUCUUUGUUGUUGUAAAUCUGGUCUUCCAAUGUGACAUUUCAAGAUUGGUUAAUUUCGUGAUGCUAGCAAGAGCACUGAUAGCACCUUAAUGCUAAUGGUUGCCCAGACAUUGGUGAACAAUGAAAUCAUUUAUUAUUUAGGUCAGAAUUUACUUUUGAAUGGCCUUGUAGUGCUUUAAUUCAGCCCUAUAGUGUGCCGAAAAUCUGUAAAACAUGCUUUUUUAAGUACAAACACCUUCACAGAAGCCUUUUCCAUCUAGUCCAUCUAAUUAAAUACCUGCGGUGUAAUAUUAAUUGUCUAAAAUGGCUUAUUAAUGCAUAAUACAAUAGUAAUUACAGUGUAAUAGCAGAGUUCAGUGAUACAAGGGCGCUGUUGAUGUGAAUUGGUGAUAAUUUGCACAUUAGCACAAACUCUCUGCGCAUUACAUCCUCAAAAGUCGACUGACUGAAAUACUUCAGAGAGAAACUGAGACCACGGGGCUGUGAAGGUGCUGCAGGAAGAAUUGCAGCAGGUUUGAACUUGAAACACAAUCGUGUCAUCCUUUAAUGUCCUUUUGUUGAGACCAACAUUAUUUAUAAGUGUAUGUGUGGAUGUACAUGGCAUGUGGAAUUGCAGUAUCGAAGACUUGGGAAAAUUGCACAACUACAAUUUCAUUGGUCAAAAGGAUGCCAGGUUCAACUGAAAAAACUGCUGUGGUUUUGGAACCUACUGACUGAUGUGUGUCAUAUGUUAAGCAAGUAAAGUAUGUAUUGUAAGCUUUAAAGAUUUCAAGGGUGCAAUAGGAAUUUAUAGUGCCUGAUUUUUUUUUUUUUUUUUUUUUUGACAGACUGUAUCAUAAUGGCUUCGCCUGCCACUGUAUGCACUGACAUAAAUACUGUAACUAUGUGUGAUGUUGACUUCCCAAUGCAGAUAUUUGAAGGAUAUAUUAUAAUUGAUGUAGUGUCGAGGAAGCACAUAGAGAAAGUGCAUGAGUCAUUCUAAAGAAAAGGUCUGUGUGUUUUCUUUUAGUUGAGGCAAAUUUAAUUUGUCAGGUGUAAAUGUGUGUGUACUGUAUGUGUGUGUGCGCAUUUAAUCAGCAUGACCUUCGUUGAAUGUGUUUCGGAACCACAGAGGUAUCUGCCAUGACUGAACAUUGAUUUCAAUGGUGUGUUUAUUUCAUCAGAUUACUGAAGGAUGUUUUACUUGUAUAUUGUAAAUGGUAAAUAUGCAAAGGAUUUAAACAUGCUAACUUUUAUAUAUAAAAGCAAAAAACCUAGAGGGAAAAAAAAAAACUAAAAAAAAAAGGAAAAGUGA
Labeo rohita (rohu) is the source of this 4829-nucleotide messenger RNA. RefSeq names its product trafficking protein, kinesin binding 1a (gene trak1a). The transcript has 16 exons. Lineage: Eukaryota; Metazoa; Chordata; Actinopteri; Cypriniformes; Cyprinidae. Gene Ontology annotation, biological process: anterograde axonal transport of mitochondrion; neurogenesis; endosome to lysosome transport. The record is from RefSeq and is a predicted model, not a curated record. Bases 265 to 3138 code for a protein of 957 amino acids. Gene Ontology annotation, molecular function: GABA receptor binding. Gene Ontology annotation, cellular component: dendrite.